UGUGGGAAUACUCCCUUUUGCUGACGUCAGAUUCAGCUUCAGCAAACUGCUUAGCCGGAAGGAAAGAUGGCGGAUCACGAGGAGCAGUUAUCUGAUGAGGAGAAGGUGCGCAUAGCGGCCAACUUCAUCAUCCACGCGCCUCCAGGGGAGUUCAACGAGGUUUUUAAUGAUGUACGGUUGCUGCUGAACAACGACAGCCUUCUGAGGGAGGGAGCAGCUCAUGCGUUUGCACAAUACAAUUUGGACCAGUUUACUCCAGUAAAAAUCGAUGGGUACGAAGAACAGGUCUUAAUCACGGAACAUGGCGAUUUGGGGAGCGGCAGGGUUCUGGACCCCAAGAAUAAGAUCAGCUUCAAGUUCGACCACCUGCGGAAGGAGGCGAGCGACCCUCGACCCCACGAUGCGGACGGCAGCCUGGAGGGCUGGAGGAGCACGGUGGACGCGGCUGUGCGGGCCUACGUGAAGGAGCACUACCCCAGCGGCGUCUGCACUGUUUAUGGUAAAACUAUUGAUGGGCAACAAACCAUUAUCGUCUGCAUCGAGUGUCAUCAAUUUCAGCCAAAAAACUUCUGGAAUGGACGCUGGAGGUCGGAGUGGAAGUUCGCCGUUAACCAGUCCUCUACCCAAGUGGCAGGAAUCAUGAAGAUCCAGGUUCACUACUAUGAAGAUGGCAAUGUUCAGCUGGUGAGCCAUAAGGAAGUACAAGAGCCCAUGAGCGUUUCUAAUGAAGCGACAACUGCAAAGGAAUUCAUCAAGAUCAUGGAGGCGGCAGAGAACGACUACCAGACCGCCAUUAAUGAGAAUUACCAGACCAUGUCGGACACCACAUUCAAAGCCUUACGCCGACAGCUUCCUGUGACCCGCACCAAGAUAGACUGGAACAAGAUCCUCAGCUACAAGAUUGGGAAGGAGAUGCAGAACGCUUAAAACCCCCACUGUGCAUGUGACUGGAAUCGCUGUACUGUCCUUGUAUAAAUUACGUAAAUAAAAGGGGUUCAGUUUCACCAAAUUGAAGCCCAUCGGAUGCACACAAAAUGCCUGCUUUUAUUUUAACAUUUCAAAAAGAUGCCAUUAAAACCUCAUUGUAACAUUGUUCCUGGGUAUAUACAUUGGUAGUGCAACUUAUGGGGGGGGGUUGGGGGUUGUCCAAAUGUUUCUAGGUGCAAGCUUGUCCCCCCCCCCCCCCCACAUGUUUUCAGGCUUCUGGUAUUUAUUGUGGAAUUGAGACCGAAAAAUGUCUAGGAUUAACAACUUGGAACAUGGAAGGUAUCUGUAAUUUAAGUUUUCUGUCCAAGCAGUCCUUGUUUGUCACCAGAUGUACUUGCUCAGUAUGUUCUAAUUCAGUCUGUUCCCUAUGAGCAAAGCUCCAUGCAAACAUGGCAUGAUCACAUACAACGGCUUUGGGAAAGCAGUUCAGUUGUGAAAGGCUGAACAAAACACCCUUAAUUGCACUGAUGCUUACUGAUGCAACAGUUAAACACUUACAAUAUUUGUAUUUCAUGCCCCCAGGUUCUUAUUUUUAGUAAAAUCAGACAUGACUGUAUUAUAACAAGAUGCAUUGUAAUAUAUACCUGUAUUAAAAUCUUGUCUGUCGGUUUCGUGAUUUAUUUCCUCUUGGAAUGAACUGUAACAACCUUAAUUAUGUUGCAUUAAAAUUACAGAUUUUCUAUUUAAA
Messenger RNA from Conger conger (European conger), 1675 nucleotides. Its product is annotated as F-actin-capping protein subunit alpha-2. Gene Ontology annotation, molecular function: actin filament binding. Gene Ontology annotation, cellular component: F-actin capping protein complex; actin cortical patch. The transcript is spliced from 10 exons. Gene Ontology annotation, biological process: barbed-end actin filament capping; actin cytoskeleton organization. The record is from RefSeq and is a predicted model, not a curated record. The coding region runs from base 67 to 927 and encodes 286 amino acids. NCBI's taxonomy places the organism in Eukaryota, Metazoa, Chordata, Actinopteri, Anguilliformes, Congridae.